Messenger RNA from Talpa occidentalis (Iberian mole), 4544 nucleotides. RefSeq names its product TBC1 domain family member 5 (gene TBC1D5). The coding region runs from base 655 to 3102 and encodes 815 amino acids. Gene Ontology annotation, biological process: activation of GTPase activity. Gene Ontology annotation, molecular function: GTPase activator activity. The transcript is spliced from 26 exons. Lineage: Eukaryota; Metazoa; Chordata; Mammalia; Eulipotyphla; Talpidae. The record is from RefSeq and is a predicted model, not a curated record.
GUGGUCGCUGGUCACCAGCGCCGCCGGCCCCUCCCGCCCUGUUCUCUUUCUGGUCGGGCUGGGCCCGAGUGGUUCCACGAGCGCCCGCCCGGCAGAGACUGAGGGAGAGAGAGAGAAAGAGGAGGGGAGGAGAAUUCAGGGCAUGGGAGCUGGGGAGCCCUUCUGCGCCACAGACUCUCAUGUGAUGCAGAAAUUGAGCAGUAGCAAGCUUUUGUGCAGUGAGAUCAUGUGAUGCUGGUAUUGAUGCAGUGCUGCCUUUGAUCUUGGAGCUCUCUAAUUCUCUCUCUACACUGACUUGUUAUGUUAAAUGCAUCCUUCAGGGGAGUGGCAUUUUAAAAGAGGAGGCCUAUGGAGGCCAUCGGUGACUACAUAGUGACUAGAAAACCAAUGUGAAAUUUGCACAGAGAGAAAAUUUCCAAAGACUUGAAGAUAGGAAAACUAUCAGAGAGGCUGUAGCACUAUUAUACGUAUUUGCUGUUUUUCUAGAAGUUCAGUUGAAGGAAAACUCAGCUGAUAUCUGUACCUUGAUCCUUCUUUACUUCCUGUUUGCCAGCUAUAAGGAGAGCAUGCAUUUUCACAAGUCAGUCAACUUUGUGGGUCAAUAAGGUACUCCUGGAAGGUGGUCACUUUUGAUGAAACUGUCCUGUUCCAACAAUGUAUCAUUCCUUGUCUGAAGCUAGACAUCCUCUUCAAUCAGAAGAACAAGAAGUGGGCGUCGACCCCUUGUCCAGUUACUCAAACAAGUCUGGAGGAGAUUCAAAUAAAAAUGGAAGAAGAGCAAGUUCUACUUUAGAUUCUGAUGGGACUUUUAAUUCCUAUAGGAAAGAAUGGGAAGAACUAUUUGUAAACAACAAUUACUUGGCAACAAUAAGGCAGAAGGGGAUUAAUGGGCAGCUGAGAAGCAGCAGGUUCCGCAGCAUUUGCUGGAAGCUAUUUCUUUGUGUCCUUCCUCAAGAUAAAAGUCAAUGGAUAAGUAGAAUUAAAGAAUUAAGAGCUUGGUAUAGCAACAUUAAAGAAAUACACAUCACAAACCCAAGGAAGGUUGUUGGCCAGCAAGAUUUGAUGAUCAACAAUCCCCUUUCACAGGAUGAAGGGAGUCUUUGGAACAAAUUCUUCCAAGAUAAAGAACUUCGAUCGAUGAUUGAACAAGAUGUCAGAAGAACGUUUCCUGAAAUGCAGUUUUUCCAACAAGAAAAUGUGAGAAAAAUUCUUACAGAUGUUCUUUUCUGUUAUGCUAGAGAAAACGAGCAGUUGCUUUAUAAACAGGGCAUGCAUGAGCUCUUGGCACCUCUCAUCUUCAUCCUCCACUGUGACCACCAGGCUUUUCUUCAUGCCAGUGAGUCUGCACAACCCAGUGAGGAAAUGAAAGCUCUCUUGAAUCCUGAGUAUCUGGAACAUGAUGCCUAUGCAAUGUUCUCACAACUUAUGGAAACUGCUGAGCCUUGGUUUUCUACUUUUGAGCAUGAUGGUCAAAAGGGGAAAGAAACACUGAUGCCCCCCAUCCCCUUUGCUAGACCACAGGAUUUAGGGCCAACAAUUGCUAUUGUUACUAAAGUCAACCAGAUCCAGGAUCAUCUUCUGAAAAAGCAUGAUAUUGAGCUUUAUAUGCAUUUGAACAGACUAGAAAUCGCACCACAGAUAUAUGGAUUACGGUGGGUCCGGCUGCUGUUUGGCCGAGAGUUCCCCCUGCAGGAUCUCCUGGUGGUCUGGGAUGCCUUGUUUGCAGAUGGCCUCAGCCUGAGUUUAGUGGAUUAUAUUUUCAUAGCCAUGUUACUCUAUAUCCGAGAUGCUUUGAUCUCUAGCAACUAUCAGACCUGUCUCGGCCUUCUGAUGCAUUACCCAAUCAUUGGGGAUGUACAUUCACUGAUUCUUAAGGCUCUCUUCCUUCGAGAUCCAAAGAGAAAUCCAAGACCAGUGACUUAUCAAUUUCAUCCAAAUUUAGAUUAUUACAAAGCACGGGGAGCAGAUCUCAUGAACAAAAGCCGGACUAAUACCAAAGGCGCUCCCCUGAAUAUAAAUAAGGUCUCUAAUAGCCUGAUUAAUUUUGGAAGAAAGUUGAUUUCUCCAGCAAUGGCCCCAGGCAGUGCGGGUGGCCCUGUGCCUGGGGGCAGUAAUGGCAGCUCCUCCACAGCUGUGGUUCCCACCAAGACCUCAGCAGAGGCCCCCAGGCACCCUUUGCAACAGCAGCAGCAACAGCAGCAGAGGCUGAUGAAAUCGGAAAGCAUGCCAGUGCAGCUGAACAAAGGCGAUGUAGUUACAGGAAGCGAUGCUCAGGUUUCUGUUCCUGUCCAGACUCUAACUGACCUCCAAGGACAGAGUUCUAAAAACAUCAGCUCAUCUCCAAGCAUUGAAAGUUUGCCUGGAGGAAGGGAAUUCACGGGCUCCCCACCUUCAUCAGCUACUAAAAAGGAUUCCUUUUUUAGCAACAUCUCCCGUUCCCGCUCACACAGCAAAACUAUGGGCAGAAAAGAAUCUGAAGAAGAAUUAGAAGCCCAAAUUUCUUUCCUUCAAGGGCAGUUGAAUGACCUGGAUGCCAUGUGCAAAUACUGCGCAAAGGUGAUGGACACACAUCUGGGAAAUAUUCAAGGUGUGAUACUACAAGAAAAUUUGGAAAAAGAAGAUCAAAUUCUGGUUUCUCUGGCAGGAUUAAAACAGAUCAAAGACAUUCUAAAAGGUUCCCUGCGUUUCAACCAGAGCCAGCUGGAAGCCGAGGAGAACGAGCAGAUCACCAUCGCGGACGACCACUACUGCUCCAGUGGCCAGGGCCAGAGCGGCCAGGUGCCCAGGGCCUCCGCUCAGGCCUCCACAGAAAUGCCAGGGCACACAGACGGAGGGAGCUCGGACGACUUCAUCCUGGUUUCCAAAGAAGAUGAUGGGGGCACUGCUGGGGCACCGUUCUCCGGGCAGGCUCAGCCUCUUCGCACCCUCAGAAGCACAUCCAGGAAAAGCGAGGCCCUGGCCCGCUCCCCACUGGUGUUUUCUGACCCGCUGAUGGGCCCUGCCUCGGCUUCCUCCAGCAACCCCAGCUCCAGUCCUGACGACGACAGCAGCAACCACAGCAAGGACUCCGGCUUCACCAUUGUGAGCCCCCUGGACAUCUGACCACAGUGCCCCAGUCCUGCGCCCAGGGGCCUUGCCACCCCUCUCAGCAGGCCCCAAGGCCCGGCUGAGGCUCCCCAGUGGAGGCCCUUCUGAAACCAACACUUCUUUCCCGGCGUGCAUGUGGCAUUGGGGCAGCCAUUGGACCCCAUUAGAGAGAGGCAAAUGGGGCCACUGAGCACACAGACUGGUGUUCGUUGGGCCCUUACUGACCCCCACCUACCCUUGCUCUGAGUUAGAGCUGGUUAAUAUUGAGCAUCACGCUCACUGUCAGAAAAACACAACCACAAUUAGAAUCGCUUUCCUCUGUCCGUGCCUCCCCAACUAAGGUGUGGCAACUCCAUCAAUAGCAUCUAGAAGAAAGAAGAGUUGGUUUCAAAUCUCACCUCCCUCAGAACAUCAGGCGUAGGAAAAUUAAUUGAUAUCAAGAAAAACCUUCAUUUCUGGAAAUCUGUAUCUCAACCUUGGGAAGCCAUAUCGCAGAGCCCAAUGCACUAGAAAGAACUAGACCUAGUGGAUUCCAGAACUAGUGGAAACACAGUACUGACCUCUGAGAAAGUUGUAACGGUCUCUAGAAGCAGGGCCUAAACCUAGGAAUCACAGUUCUGUGUGAUGAGUUUAGAUUUCAUUUGUUAAAGAACAAAUCUCCUCACCUCAUACCGGACAGACUGCUCCACACUGUCCCUCCUAAAACAACUGUUGCUCACCUUUUAGAAUCUUUUACAGCCAGAAAAACAAGGUCACUCUAAGCCAAUCUUUGCUGCACUGAUUUCAAAAGUUAUAAGAAUGUUACUUCUUGAAUUGGGAAGUGUGACCUCCACUUUAUGGGGUAAAUAUCUUUCAGACAGUGGGUGUUCUGGUAAGGUUGCUGUAGCUUGGGGACUGUAUUUACCAUCAACUGAGGAAGAAAGAGAAAACCCAAGUUCAUUCCCAUUCAGAGUCAGAAUCCGCCCCCCACCCUUGGCCUCAAGGUGGCAGUAACAGGAAAUUAAACCUGGAGUCUCUUCUCGGGGAGCUGGGCUCCUGAGAGAACAUUCCAGAUGUCGGGAGGCUGCAGGAUUUCUACACAGCCCUUGCCUGGCUGGAGCUACGAGCAGGAGCCGCAGGGCCUGGCUCCGUUGUUGCAGCCCAGGCACCACUGCCAGGGCAGGUCCCAGUCUGACAUGUGGUGCUUUCCUGGGCUGCAGCACAGAGAGCUCCCCCACGCCCCAUUUCCUCCCUUCAGGAGGACAGUCCUGAAAAGGACCUUUUCCUUCCCUUUGCCUGAGCAAGAAUUCUAGUGGGUGCCGGUUCUGUGGCCUCUCCGCUGAGGAUGGCGAGGCCUCUGGGCCACGGGAGCUUUCAUGGCAGCAGGUGACAAACAAAGGAGGAAGAAACAUAGAGGGUUUGCCUGCCCCUCCCCCUGCCAGCCUCUCCCCCUGCCUGCCUCUCCCCCUGCCUGCCCC